AUCUUAAGCCACGGUAAACCUAAUGGACUCGACGUCGCUGAUUUUAGAAGGUAAAGCACCAGCCUACAUACUUAAUCUAUCCCCAUCGCUUGCAUUUGCAAAUUAUGAAUGUUCAAUUAAGGGCCACAGAUAUCAUCAAUGCUUCUUCCGAUUCUCGAUCAUCAUACGUAUGCACGAUACCUCCGUCCAUCUCCACCUAGCGGAAAAGAAUCAAAACUAUCAGGGAAAAUCCACCGCGAAAACAAUCCGUUGACGUUUAUCACUCUUUGAUCAUUUCAAAAGAUGGAAGAUAUCAAGGAUGAAAACUUGUCUCUUAAUAAACCUACGGAUAAAGCUGACGAUGCUGAAGUGAAAGAAGGAUCAGUUGUUAAAGAUGAGGCUUUAUCAGGAACAGCCACUAAGAAAGGAAAAAUUCGUAAAAGGAAAAAAGGACUUCAUACAGCAAUCAGGAAUCAAAUGGAAUUUUAUUUUAGUGAUGCCAAUAUAUCAAAAGAUAGAUUUAUGCAAACUGUCAUCAAAGAUGGACCUGAAAUUCUACUUGAUGUUUUCAUGAACUUCAACAAGCUUCGUGCAUUAACAGAGGAUCCCAAGGAAAUUGCUAAGGCUUUGAAAUUCUCUACAAUAUUAAAACUGAGUGAGGAUGAGACAAAGGUUUCAAGAAUUACUCCCUUCCGCCCAAAGUCCCAAGAAGAAGUUGACCUCUGCACCUUAUAUGUGGAGAACCUACCACCCCAUGCCACAAUAGAAUGGAUAACUAGUAUAUUUUCUGAAUAUGGAGAUGUUGCAUAUGUUUCUUUGCCAAAAUUUAAAGAUGCAUCACGAAUCAAAGGGUUUGCAUUUGUUGAGUUCAGUGAUCCUGAGUCCGCUUCAAAAGCUGCCCAGGCAUAUGCAGCCUCAAGUGCCUAUAGGCUACUCUCUGAAGACCCAGGACAGUUAUGUAGCAUACGGUCAUUUAAUGCAGAGUAUGUCAGAAUUUUUCAUUUAUAUUUUACUGAUGUCUUUCCUAUUUCUUUGCACCUAGCUCAUUUUUGUUUUAAUUUUCACUUAAGGAAUCGGGAUGAUAAAGCUACAGAGAACAAAGAGAACCCUAAAGCAGAGAUAGAGGAAGAGCCCAAUAAUGAACCAAAAGCAAAAAGGCAGAAAGUGGAGAAAGAUGAGCCACCAACAGAGGAACCUCUUCCCGUAAAACAGAUAAGUGAAAUGAUUGUUGAAGCAGAAACAAUUAGCAAAAAUGAACCGAAAGAUAUUCAAAAGAAAAGACCUCAGUCACACAUUUUUAAAGAUGAAGUUAAUCAAGAAAAACACAACUUGUCAUUACAAGUCAUGUCAAAGAAGGAGUGGAAGAAGUUGCGAAACAAGUACCUCGAUAUGCAGCGCAAGUGUGUUCGCCAAAUUCGAAUGAAUUCUCGACGACAAUACAUGAACGAAAACCGAUUCGGUUCGUCCACCGAAAAGUCUGAGCCGCAAACACUAGAGGUCAAACCUGAGCCCUGCCCCGAGUUUGAACCUGGUUUAAUUGUCAAAAUCAUCCUCGAUGAACCUAUUUCGGAUGCCAAACGUUUCAAAAGUCAAGUCAAAUGCCAGGAUGGGGUAACCUAUGUUGAAGCGCAAGAUUGCGCCCAAGUUGCUUUUGUACGAUGCACCGAUGAUACAGCAGCGCAAUCUCUAGUAAAAAAAAAUAUAUGGAGCCAAUCGGAAAUCCUUCAAGGUGAAGAAGAGCGCGAUUAUUGGAAAAAGAUUGAAGAAAAUCGAUUGAAGAAACGUGAUAAAUCUUCGCGACCAAAAAAAUCAGGAGCUGAACGAGCCCGUCAGAAAAAGGAAUCUAUAAUUGAUGCAGACCAACCCGGUUACCCGACUCGGGCUGUACAGCAUAAAAAUCUGCAUAUUCGUUUCGACGAAGAAAACGACGAUUAGGUCACAUACUCGCCAUGACGGUCCAAAUGAUUGGUUUUAUAAAUUUCUCUUGUUCAAAGAGUACAACAUUCUUGAGAUCUG
Messenger RNA from Daphnia magna, 1995 nucleotides. RefSeq names its product la-related protein 7. The transcript has 9 exons. Gene Ontology annotation, biological process: RNA processing. Gene Ontology annotation, molecular function: mRNA binding. Bases 283 to 1914 code for a protein of 543 amino acids. NCBI's taxonomy places the organism in Eukaryota, Metazoa, Arthropoda, Branchiopoda, Diplostraca, Daphniidae. Gene Ontology annotation, cellular component: nucleus. The record is from RefSeq and is a predicted model, not a curated record.